AUGAGCUUCUCAUCCCAGAGCCUGGCAGGGGCAUCCAGCAUCUUUGCAUUCUUCUUUUCUGAGAAAUUCGUGAGUCAGCACUUCCAGGAUGUGGAGUUAGACCAAGGCGAUCCUCAGCCUGGAGACCUCUAUGUGUUCCAAUUGCAGUCUUCUAAGACACAGCGGUGUGGAGCCCAUGUGGGUGUUUACUGUGGCCGAGGAGAGAUCAUACACUUAGAGAGCAUGACCUCCAGUGGUAGUGGACUACAAAUGCUUCUGGAACACUGUGAAAGUGUGGUACACAAAGAGGGUCUCUAUUCAAUGAUGCACACCCGAAAGCUCUUGAGAGUGCUUCGAAAACGUGAUGGCAUUGACCCUAAGGUGCUGGAUCAACGUGUGCACACAGCUAUGAACAGUGUUCCUCCUCGCUAUCAUCCUAUUAGCAGCAACUGUGUGCACUUUGCACUGAACCUGUUGGGCAUGGACUCAGCAAGGUUCCCAUAA
Molecule: messenger RNA, 483 nt
Organism: Cricetulus griseus (Chinese hamster)
Lineage: Eukaryota; Metazoa; Chordata; Mammalia; Rodentia; Cricetidae
Source: RefSeq, a predicted model, not a curated record